AUGGCGACGAGACUUCCAGCAGUAAUUAUGGAUAAUGGGACGGGGUACACAAAGCUAGGCUUCGCGGGUAAUAAUAAUCCUUUAUUCGUCUUUCCCACGGCCAUAGCGACACGUGAUUCAGCAGGAGCUCCAGCAGGUGGCUCUGCAGUUUCAAAAGCAUCGGGGAACAUUGCGACGAAACGGGGCAUCGAGGAUCUGGAUUUUUUUAUCGGGAAUGAGGCGAUUUCAAAUUCUAAGACUUAUGGUUUACACUAUCCAAUUAGACAAGGACAAAUUGAUAAUUGGGAUCAAAUGGAAAGAUUUUGGGAACAAAGUAUUUUUAAAUAUUUAAGGUGUGAGCCAGAAGAUCACUAUUUUCUUUUGACAGAACCACCAUUAAACGCACCAGAAAAUCGGGAACAAACUGCCGAAAUAAUGUUUGAAUCUUUUAACAUCCAGGGACUUUACAUCGCGGUUCAAGCAGUUUUGGCCUUGGCCGCUAGUUGGUCCUCAAACAAAGCAUCCGAUUUUGUACUAACUGGUACAGUCAUUGAUAGCGGUGAUGGUGUCACUCAUGUUAUCCCAGUGGCGGAGGGUUAUGUGAUCGGAUCAUCUAUAAAGCAUAUCCCAAUUGCUGGUCGAAAUAUUACAUAUUUUGUUCAACAACUUCUUCGUGAUCGAAAUGAGAAUUCUAUUCCACCUGAAGAUUCCUUGAAAGUUGCAGAAAAAAUCAAAGAACAAUUUUCAUAUGUUUGUCCAGAUAUUGUUAAGGAAUUUAAAAAAUAUGAUCAGGAAGGCGACAAGUACUUUCAAAAAUAUCAAGGAGUACAUAGUGUAACCGGUCAGCCGUAUGAAGUCGAUGUGGGGUUUGAGCGUUUUCUAGGCCCUGAAAUAUUUUUUAAUCCAGAGAUCGCAUCUUCGGAUUUCUUAACACCAAUACCUGAAGUAGUUGAUAAUGUUAUUCAAAGCUGUCCUAUUGAUACUAGACGCGGUUUGUAUAAGAAUAUUGUGCUUUCUGGCGGUUCGACAAUGUUUAAGGAUUUUGGAAAACGGUUACAACGUGACAUGAAACGAGUGGUUGAUGCCCGUAUCAAGAGAAGCGAGGAAUUAAGUGGAGGUUUGAUAAAGGUAAUUGUUAAUCCUGACAAAUUGAGCUCAUCUAAAUUGGAGAAAUCGAUUGAAAUCAUAAUUCCAUAA
Messenger RNA from Acaulospora colombiana, 1176 nucleotides. The record is from the annotation of a GenBank genome assembly. NCBI's taxonomy places the organism in Eukaryota, Fungi, Glomeromycota, Glomeromycetes, Diversisporales, Acaulosporaceae.